Molecule: messenger RNA, 765 nt
Organism: Protobothrops mucrosquamatus (brown spotted pit viper)
Lineage: Eukaryota; Metazoa; Chordata; Lepidosauria; Squamata; Viperidae
Gene: TNFSF14
Product: TNF superfamily member 14
Exons: 3
Coding region: 1-765 (254 amino acids)
Biological process (GO): immune response
Cellular component (GO): membrane
Molecular function (GO): tumor necrosis factor receptor binding
Source: RefSeq, a predicted model, not a curated record
AUGAUGGAAGCAGCCACAGGGUACCCCUCUGUUUUUGUUGUGGAUCCAACACUAAGGGAUGUUCCCUUUGUGCCACCCAGACGGAGGAGUCAGAAGAAAUGGCAAGCUGGUCAGCUGUUCUUGGGAUUCUUGGUGCUGCUGAUGCUGAGUGGCUUAACCAUCCAAACCUAUCUCCUGAUUUCCUUUCGCAAGGAACUGGAUACAGCAAUGGCACAGGUCAUAGAGAGUGAUCAAGUCCUGCUUCAGAAAGAUGCUCCUACUCUUCAAAGCCUAGUUAGCAAAUGCAUGGAGAGAACUUCAUCUCUUGCUCCCAAAUUACAGAACAAUUCCCUGUACAAAACAGAACCCCCCGACACUGCAAUUAUAGAUGGAGUCCUGCAGUGGGAACAUCAGAACGGGUUUGCUUUUCUGCACGACAUGGACUACAAAGCUGGUUCACUGAUUUCCAAUGAGUCUGGCUACUACUAUGUCUAUUCAAAGCUCACCUUGGCAUAUUCAAGCUGUUUAACCAAACACCGGGGAAAUUCCCUGUUCACCCACAGCAUUUACAAGAGGACAUCUCAAUAUCCCGAGGAGUUAUUACUGCUGACCAACUACAUUACCUAUUGCAACUCUAAGGACAGUGAACAGUGGCAGGGCAAUAGCUUCCUUGCUGGGGUGGUGUAUCUAGAAGAGGAAGAAGAAGUGUUCAUCAAAGUAACAAACGGGGAGUUGCUGUUCUACAGGGAUGACUCGAUAUCACAUUUCGGCACCUUCAUGAUCUAA